Molecule: messenger RNA, 396 nt
Organism: Aspergillus oryzae RIB40
Lineage: Eukaryota; Fungi; Ascomycota; Eurotiomycetes; Eurotiales; Aspergillaceae
Exons: 1
Coding region: 1-396 (131 amino acids)
Source: RefSeq, a predicted model, not a curated record
AUGCAUUCAUUUCCCAAAGCAAGAGCCUGGUCUAUCGUGUUGUCCACAGCCGCGGUCAUGGAAGGUUAUGACCUUCUCCUCGUUACGUCUUUCUUUGCCUCCCCGCCGUGGACCAAACAAUAUGGAACACUCCAGUUGAACGAUAAAUAUGAACUGUCCGCUGCCUGGCAGAUAGCGCUUUACAAUGGACCAGCUGUUGGGGAAAUUGUUGAGCUUUGUCUCAACGAUCUGGUAGUGGAGCGUAUUGGAUACCGCAGGACCAAGGGCCGCACGUAUGCUGAGCUGGAUAUUCUCUUUGAGAAAGGUGUCAGUGCCCGGAGGUUUGCGAACACAACUGCGGAUCUAUUUUCACGUCCAAGCCGUGUAAUGUCAAGCAGGAUGGAACUGACUUGUUAA